UUUCUCAUUAAACUUUACCAUGGUGAUCAUCACUCCUGGCCAGAAGGCGGCUAUCAGCUCCCAAGCAGCAGCCUAUCUUGAAAACAUACGACAUCCUCCUUUGCCUGGGUUGCUCUCACCCUUCAUUGCCUCGCCAAGCCGCAUUCCCAACCUCCGACUGACUAUUGGGCAGAAGCUGGCUGCUCUCGAGGAGGAGCACAUCAAGAGAUACAACCUCAGCAUAACAGAGACUACCAUCGCCGACAUACCGGUGAUGGUCAUCGAACCACAUGUCAUUGCGCCUAGCAACGAAUCCAAGAUCUUAAUCAACAUAUUCGGAGGCGGCUUUGUCAUGGGCACACCGCGUGAGCGCGCCGCCCUCAUCAUGGCCGGCGAAUGUGGCAUCCGCGUCUAUUCGAUCAAGUACUCGCUCUCGCCCGAGGUGCGAUACCCCAUUGCGCGCGACGAGUGUUUUGCGGUGUACCGCAAGUUGGUUGAGAUCCAUGAUCCGGCGAAUAUCUACGCCAUGGGCAGCUCAUCGGGCGCGACUCUCAUGAUCACCACGCUGCUCCUCGCCCGCAAGGACAAGCUGCCGAUGCCAGCCCGUCUGUUCCUCUGCACUCCUGCUGUUGACUUGACUGGUGCCGGUGACUCGAUGGUCUCUAACGCAAAUCGCGAUAUCAUGCCUGUUGCCUUAUUGUCAGCGAUGGUACGUCAGAAUUACGCACCUGCGGAUCCAGAGUUUGACUUCAAGGAUCCGCUCUUCUCUCCGUUGUUUGCCAGUUACGACGCUACGUGGCCGCCGACUGUCAUCACCUCUGGGACAAGAGAUAUUUCCUUGAGUAGCGCAGUGAGGUUCUAUUGGAAGUUGAGGGGAGCGGGGGCAAAGGCCGAAUUACUAGUCGGUGAGGGUAUGUGGCAUGGAUUCAAUUGGGAGGUUGAUAUACCAGAAUCGAUUGCGCUGAGAGGCGCUGUCCGAGAAUUUCUUUUUAGUGACAAUUAGAUCCUAUUUCCCCUUAGUUUCCGCUAUUUGACUUAGAUAGGUAGUAUGGUUUGUAUCAAUAACAUCUUCUGCAUUACAGCGAAAUCGCUGAUGAUUCUGCUUCGAGCAUAAAUUUUCUCAUGAAACGUCUGUUUCGGCAACACUUGAAUAGUCUUACCCCAGUGGCAGUGAAAAGAUGGUUUAGACGACAAAGAAACUAAUUACAAACACUUUACCCAAUUGAGGUCUUAGAGCAAUAAAACAGAUUGAAAUCGCAGGUUGUGGGUGGUGAGCCUAAAGUGAAAGUGAAUAAAGGGGUACAGGACCUAAGCGAGUUCCACUAUUGUGCAGUGUAACCUUACGGAUCGAGGGAGAUUUCAUCUUCUGAUUCCGUUUGUGACCUAGGCGAAUAUCGAAUCUAAU
This is a messenger RNA of Mollisia scopiformis, 1384 nucleotides long. RefSeq lists its product as uncharacterized. The record is from RefSeq and is a predicted model, not a curated record. The transcript has a single exon. Bases 20 to 982 code for a protein of 320 amino acids. NCBI's taxonomy places the organism in Eukaryota, Fungi, Ascomycota, Leotiomycetes, Helotiales, Mollisiaceae. Gene Ontology annotation, molecular function: hydrolase activity.